Molecule: messenger RNA, 4562 nt
Organism: Callithrix jacchus (white-tufted-ear marmoset)
Lineage: Eukaryota; Metazoa; Chordata; Mammalia; Primates; Cebidae
Gene: MMP25
Product: matrix metallopeptidase 25
Biological process (GO): extracellular matrix organization; collagen catabolic process; proteolysis
Cellular component (GO): plasma membrane; extracellular matrix
Molecular function (GO): zinc ion binding; metalloendopeptidase activity
Source: RefSeq, a predicted model, not a curated record
AUGGAGCAGCCCCCGCCCCCGGGACCUAGAGGGGCCCAAACCCCCGCGUGCCUAGGCCGAGCCGGGCGCGCAGCCCACGUGGGCUGGGGGACUGAGUAUCCGGCCCUCUGGCAGCCGCAACCGCGCACAGCUGGAGCUGGCUGGGAGGGCGGCUGGCCGGGACCCCGCGGGGAAGGAGGCUUCCUUCCCAGCCUCCAGCUGCCCGGAAAUCCCCCCAGCUCUCAAAAGACCAGCACCAUGGGGUCCUAGGGGAAGAAGGCGGGGAGGGAUGCGGGGAUGGGGAGGGCUGGCCGAGCCAGAGGUCCGAGACGCCCUCUUUCCGGCCGCGCGACUUCGAGAAAGCAGAAACGAGUCCUGCCCCGGGGAGUCCCACGGGAGCGGGGAUCUGGGAAGAGAAACUUGCGGACGACGAAGUUGAAGCCGUGAACCCGCCACCCCCGGGGCGUCCUCCGUCGGAGGAGGGUCCCUGGGUCGGGGCGGGGGCCACCGCUUGCCCCGCCCCUUGUCGCUGGACGUCCGAAGAUUGGGCCAUUUUCCUUGCCGCGCCCUUACUGCUUAUCCGGGUGCGCCCGGCCCGCCCCACCCAGUCCUCUGCACGAGCCGGGAGAGGAGGGGCAGCCGGCGCAGCGCCCCGGGACCCGGAGAGGCCGCCGCGGCAAAUCCGGACCUCCGCCGUUCCUGCGCCCUCUCAGCCGUCCUGGGAUUCCCGGGCCCACCCGAGCCGGCGGCUUGACCCGGGACCUCUUGUACCCUCCGCUGACUCCAUUGCGCGCUUCCCGGGACCCCCGGACACACCCAGCCCUCCAGUGCUUCCCUCCCUACUCCGCGCCGGGUGCCCCCGACCCUCUCCAAGCCCGGAUCUCCUCCCCCAGGUCCCCGGGGCGGCCCCGGCCAGGCCACCUUCGAGCCCCGCAGGCGGCCGGAGCUGAGGCGCGCCAUGCGGCUGCAGGUGCUGCGGUUGCGGCUGAGGCUCCGGCUCCUGGCGCUGCUGCUGCCGCUGCUGCUGCCGCCAGCGCGCGCCUCGAAGCCAUCGGCGCAGGACGUGAGCCUGGGCGUGGAGUGGCUGACGCGCUAUGGUUACCUGCCGCCACCCGACCCUGCCCAGGCCCAGCUGCAGAGCCCUGAGAAGCUGAGCGAUGCCAUCAAGGUCAUGCAGAGGUUCGCGGGGCUACCAGAGACUGGCCUGAUGGACCCAAGGACUGUGGCCACCAUGCGUAAGCCCCGCUGCUCCCUGCCUGACGUGCUGGGAGUGGCUGGGCUGGUCAGGCGGCGGCGCCGGUACGCUCUGAGCGGCAGCGUGUGGAAGAAGCGCACCCUGACAUGGAGGGUGCGUUCUUUCCCCCAGAGUUCCCAGCUGAGGCCAGAGACCGUGCGGGUCCUCAUGAACUAUGCCCUGAUGGCCUGGGGCAUGGAGACAGAUCUCAAAUUCCAUGAGGUGGAUUCCCCUCAGGGCCAGGAGCCUGACAUCCUCGUCGACUUUGCCAGUGCCUUCCACCAGGACAGCUACCCCUUCGAUGGGGUAGGGGGCACUCUAGCCCAUGCCUUCUUCCCCGGGGAGCACCCCAUCUCUGGGGACACUCACUUUGACGAUGAGGAGACCUGGACUUUUGGAUCGAAAGAUGGCGAGGGGACCGACCUGUUUGCCGUGGCUGUGCAUGAGUUUGGCCAUGCUCUGGGCCUGGGCCACUCCUCAGCCCCCAACUCCAUCAUGAGGCCCUUCUACCAGGGCCCAGUGGGUGACCCAGACAAGUACCGCCUGUCUCAGGAUGACCGCGACGGCCUGCAGCAGCUCUAUGGGAAGGCACCCCAAACCCCAUAUGACAAGCCCACAAGGAAACCCCUGGCUCCUCCCCAGCCCCCAGCCGCGCCCCCAGACAGCCCAUCCUCCCCCAUCCCUGAUCGAUGUGAGGGCAAUUUUGACGCCAUCGCCAACAUCCGAGGGGAGACUUUCUUCUUCAAAGGCCCCUGGUUCUGGCGUCUCCAGCCCUCGGGACAGCUGGUUUCCCCGCGGCCCGCGCGGCUGCACCGCUUUUGGGAGGGUCUGCCCGCCCAGGUGAAGGUAGUGCAGGCCGCCUACGCCCGGCACCGAGACGGCCGAAUCCUCCUCUUUAGCGGGCCCCAGUUUUGGGUGUUCCAGGACCGGCAGAUGGAGGGCGGGGCGCGGCCGCUCACCGAGCUGGGGCUGCCCUCGGGGGAGGAGGUGGACGCCGUGUUCUCGUGGCCCCAGAAUGGGAAGACCUACCUGGUCCGCGGCCGGCAGUACUGGCGCUACGACGAGGCGGCGGCGCGCCCGGACCCCGGCUACCCUCGUGACCUAAGCCUCUGGGAGGGCGCGCCCCCCUCCCCCGACGAUGUCACCGUCAGCAACACAGGUGACACCUAUUUCUUCAAGGGCGCCCACUACUGGCGCUUCCCCAUGGGCAACAUCAAGUCCGAGCCGAAUGCCCCGCAGCCCAUGGGGCCCGAGUGGCUGGGCUGCCCCGCCCCCAGUGCUGGACCCCGCGCCCCCAGACCCCCCAAAGCGACCCAGGAGUCCAGAGGCUGCGAUUGUCAGUGCGAGCUCAACCAGGCCUCAGGACCGCGGCCCGCGCCCCUCCUGCUGCUGCCGCUGCCCCUGCUGGUGGCAGGUGUCGCCUCCCGCUGACGGGCCCAUCCCGGCAGAACAGCGCCCUCCACGGCCGAGUCACCCGCCGCUGGACCCGGUCGGGAUCGUGAGGCGCCGCGGAGGCCCCGUGUCUGUUCCCGGGGACUGGGGCCUGCGCGCGGACGAAGCGAGGCGGAUCUCCCGCGGAGCGCGGGCGGCGGGGACUGACCGGCCUUGGCGCUGGGCUCCGCCCCCGCUGGGUCCCGCCAGGGGGCGCCCGCUCGCAGAGACCAAGCCUGGGUCACCGCUCCCGUCCUUCCUCCCCGAGGCCGCCAGGGGGCGGUCGGACUCUCCCGAGCCCGGGAGGGGCGGCAAGGAGGGCGUCACCCGAAGGGAACAGCUGUCCCCCGCCACGCGCUGCCUUCGUAGGACCAUCCUUUUCCGGGAAGGGUCAGCUUUUCUCCGAGCGCAGUCCCGGGACUCCCCGCAGCCCCGCCCCACCUGACCACUGCGCCUGGCGUUCCUGGAUCGUUAGAGGACACGCCUGACUGCUAAGCUGCUCUCUCUCCCACCAGCCCCUCUCCCACCCGCAGUUUCUCACCCCGUUCUGCUCCCACGACGCCCCCCUAUAGUCACUGGCACAUUGGUGGGGACCUGGGACUCAGAUCCGGACCCAGCCCAGAGAACAGCGUGGCUCCCAUCAACUCAACACUGGUGCAAAGACGGGGACCAACCCUGGCUCAGGCGCAGUCAGUGCCUCCUCAGCACUCCUGGGUGGCCCUAGUUCCAGAGUGAGGGGUGGGUGGAACCUGGGGCCACCUCGUUCACCCUGUCCUCACUCCCCGCAGAUAGAGGAUCUAAAUGAUUGCUUCUAGAACUCUUUUCUAGACUAUUCCCCAUCAGAAUCACUGGGAAAUUCACAUUUGGAGAUCCCACACCUCACCCUGAAUCCUCACUCAGGGUGGGGUCAGGAAACGCAUUUUGACUAGUUGGGGGCAUUGUGGGGGCCAGCCGCUGGCUGUCUCGUGGCAUUUCUGUGGCUCUGCGGUGUUCCCCCACCCCAGGACCAAUCUCUUCAUAUCUUCUCUGCAGAGCCACACUGACGGCCUGACCUCCAUGGGCAGAGUCACUAAGGGGCCACUUCCUAGGUUGCCAUCCAGCUUCAGUGGCCCCACAGUGCUUCCUGGAGCCAAGGCUGUGGGCAGCCACCGGGAAGGGUUGCCCCAGUUGCUCAUACAAACAGAUCAGCUUGAGGAUGGGCAGGAGGCUUUGGUCAGUUACCCGGGAAUUCUGGGCUGCUAGGAAACGAUUUGGGCCUCUGUCAGUUUCCUUCCCAUGUAUGAGGAGGUGGAAACUUGUAUUUUAGAAGCUUAUUCAUCCCACUCAGGACAAUAACAAUGAAUAGACAGGCCAGGCGCAGUGGCUCACGCCUGUAAUCCCAGCACUUUGGGAGGCCAAGGCUGGUAGAUCACAAGGUCAACAGACGGAGAUCAUGCAGGCCAAUAUGAUGAAACCCCAUCUCUACUAAAAAUACAAAAAUUAGCUAAAUGUGGUGGCACUGGCCUGUAGUCUCAGCUAUUCGGAAGGCUGAGGCAAGAGAAUUGCCUGAACCCGGGAGGCGGAGGUUGCAGCGAGCCGAGAUUGGGCCACUGCACUCCAGCCUGGUGACAGAACGAGACUCUGCCUAAAAAAAAAAAGAAUACACAGAAAUCCUUCUUCUGAGCAUGGAUGGACUUGGGGAGAAGUGUGGUGGUGGGAACUGGACCGACCUGAAUCUCUGCAUUGCAGAAGAAGGAAUCCAGGGUUGCUGGGGAAUCUAAAAAGGAAGAGCUGGGGAGCGCUCAGGGGCUCACGCCUGUAAUCCCAGCACUUUGGGGGGCCGAGGCAGGCAGAUCAUUUGAGGUCAGGAGUUUGAGACCAGCCUGGCCAACAUGGUGAAACCCUGUCUGCACUAAAAAUAUAUAUAUAUAAAAAAUUA